GGGUAAGGUUUACAUCAACUCCAUUUCCAAACAAUCCUUUCGCCUAGAUCCUGCUCUGUGUAUAGGCGUUUUGCUCGUGCAAAACAGACGGAUACUCUUCUUCCUUCGUUUGUCGCUCCUGAUCCACCGCAGCUUGAUUUCUGAUCGUCCACAUUCGUUUGUUCGUCUUCGUCUUGCCGCGGCAAUUUUGAUCACGUAGAUCUGUGUCUCUCGCUCACGCAUAUUGAAUCUGAUUCAUGUGCUUUGCUGUCGUCUACGAGGGUCUAGUCGUUGCGGUUUUGAUAGGGGAAAGCACUCUUGAAACAUGCCUGCCCAAAAGAUUGAAACGGGUCAUGAGGACAUGGUCCAUGAUGUGCAGAUGGAUUACUAUGGAAAGCGUGUAGCAACUGCCUCGUCUGACUGCACGAUCAAGAUAACUGGCGUAGGGAACAGUGCCGGAUCACAACACCUAGCUACCUUGACCGGGCACAGAGGCCCUGUUUGGCAGGUGGCUUGGGCGCACCCAAAGUUUGGUUCAAUCCUGGCUUCAUGUUCAUACGAUGGCCAAGUCAUAAUCUGGAAGGAAGAUAACCAAAAUGAAUGGACGCAGGCUCAUGUCUUCACUGAGCAUAAGUCGUCGGUGAACUCUAUAUCAUGGGCACCCCAUGAACUUGGACUCUCCUUGGCAUGUGGGUCAUCCGAUGGAAACAUAUCAGUUUUCACCGCCAGGGCUGAUGGUGGUUGGGACACAGCUAGGAUAGACCAAGCCCACCCAGUUGGCGUCACUUCAGUCUCGUGGGCACCGGCCACCAGCCCAGGUGCCCUGGUUGGCUCUGGUCUGCUCGAGCCGGCUCACAAGCUAGCCUCUGGCGGUUGGGACAGCACCGUGAAAGUGUGGAAACUCCACAAUGGUUCGUGGGAGAAGGACUGCUUCCCGGCUCUACAGAUGCACAGUGACUGGGUCCGGGACGUGGCAUGGGCACCGAACUUGGGUCUGUCGAAAUCAACAAUAGCAAGUGCUUCACAAGACGGGACGGUGGUGAUAUGGACGGUGGGGAAGGAAGGUGAGAAAUGGGAAGUUAAGGUUAUGAAGGAUUUUAAGACACCGGUGUGGGGAGUGUCGUGGUCGUUGACGGGCAACUUGUUGGCAGUCUCGGACGGGGACAGCAACGUGACCUUGUGGAAAGAAGCUGAUGGCGAAUGGCAGCAAGUGAGUGUUGUCGAGCCAUAGUUUGGUUAUCAUCUCUCUCAAUGUUCUUACCUUUUUGUAAGCAACUUCAACUGAAUAAUUUUUCUUUACGGACCAGACCGGUUUCGUUUUUUUUCCCCUUUCAUGCUUUGAUUUGGAACAUCUUGGUAUUUUAUUCUCUCUAGACACGAACCGCAUAAAUCUUUCUUUGGUAAAUGUUA
Messenger RNA from Tarenaya hassleriana, 1389 nucleotides. RefSeq names its product protein transport protein SEC13 homolog B-like. Lineage: Eukaryota; Viridiplantae; Streptophyta; Magnoliopsida; Brassicales; Cleomaceae. The record is from RefSeq and is a predicted model, not a curated record. Gene Ontology annotation, molecular function: structural molecule activity; protein binding. Gene Ontology annotation, biological process: protein import into nucleus; COPII-coated vesicle budding. The transcript is spliced from 3 exons. The coding region runs from base 305 to 1210 and encodes 301 amino acids. Gene Ontology annotation, cellular component: nuclear pore outer ring; COPII vesicle coat.